AUGGCAAGUUCAGACGAUUGUUAUCCUAAGACUGUGAAGGAGUGCAGAAUUGCUGCUGAUGCAUUGAAGUUGGAAAUUGCGGAGCGAACGAAAUUUGACUCGAAGAUUCUUGUUCAUGGACAAGAGGAUGUGCUUACUCUUCAUGAAUACGAGGUAUGUGUACCGUCAUCCGUUCUCACAUCUAUGUGCAGAAUGUCCUUGAGCAUGUAG
This is a messenger RNA of Angiostrongylus costaricensis, 210 nucleotides long. The record is from the annotation of a GenBank genome assembly. NCBI's taxonomy places the organism in Eukaryota, Metazoa, Nematoda, Chromadorea, Rhabditida, Metastrongylidae.